AUGAUACACUUCUACCUCCCCCUGCUGACAGGCGCCCUCUUCAUCCAUGAGACUACAGCCUCAACUGCAGCCGGGCCCGCUGCCUGCGCCAAUAUCACCACCCAACUAGGCUCUGCAAAGGUCGUCAGCAGCCAAUUCAACCUCCAAUAUAUCAACAGUCUUGAAUACUGGAAUACCCUCCAAGAUGCCUACAAACCCUCAUGCGUGGUCUACCCAACCUCAGCGCAAGACGUCUCCACAUCUCUCCAAGCCAUCCGCGCAGCAGACAGUCGCUUCGCCAUAAAAGCAGGCGGCCAUAACCCCAACACAUUCUUCUCCUCCGUCGACGCAGGCGUCCUCCUCGACAUGAGUCGUAUGACAGCCAAAUCCUACGACCCAGAAACAACCCUCGCCACCUACGAGCCCGGCGGUGUCUUCGGCGAUAUAUACGACUACUUCAUCCAGUAUAACCGCACAGUCGUCGGCGCUCGUCUCGCAGGCGUAGGAACAGGCCUCGCUCUCGGCGGCGGCAUGAGCUAUCUCUCGCCCCAGUACGGUCUAGCCUGUGAUUCCUUCCGGGAAUUGGAAAUCGUCUUGCCUAGCGGUGAAAUCGUCACUGCAUCGCCCUCGUCCCAUGAGGACCUAUUCUUCGCAUCCCGCGGCGGCGGCGGAAAUGCCUACGGCGUCGUUACUAAGUAUACAGUACAGAGUCGACCUAUCGGCGAGCUAUACGCGGGAAACAUCAUCUACACCUUUCCACAGAAAGAUACCGUUAUCGAGGCCAUUGGCAAUUUCAUUAAAUAUAACACCGACCCCAAGGCUGCUAUCAUCGGUACAUACGAGAAACUACCAACCCCGGAUCUGAAUCUGAACCUCGACGAAGCAAUAAUCAUGUUCCUCGUCUACGACGGACCCGAUCCAGGCGAUGCAUUCACCAAUUUCACAUCCACGCCACACCUGCUAAAUACAAUGGGGAUCAAAACCUAUCCCGAGGUCGUCAACAUGCCCAUCCCCCUCUCAACAGAACUCUCCCGCGGUGCAAACAUGUUCCGCGUCGGCGUCCACCGCCCCGAGAAUAACUCCUACGCCAACGCACUAGAUAAAUGGCGAGUCUGGGCUGAAUCAAAUAAAGGCAAAUACGUGCUACUUUCAUUGGACUUCCAGCCCGUGCCGCGCAGUUUGACGGACGCGAGUAAGGCGCAGAACGGUGGGAAUGCGAUGCAAAUGCCAGAUGGGCCCUGGUUUUGGUUGAAUUAUUUGAUUACCACGCCGCCGGGUAUGAGUGAGCCGGAUUAUAGGGCUGUGCAGGAGAGUUAUCGGGAUUUGGUGAUGGAGUCGGGCAAUGCGGAGGGUUUGCCGCUUUUUAUUAAUGAUGCUAAUGUGGAUCAGGAGCCGUUGAGGUCGUUUGGGACUUUUGAGAGGUUGAGGGGGAUUAAGAGGAGGUAUGAUCCGGAUAAUUUUUUUGGGGAGAAGACGGGGGGUUGGUCUUUUGAGUAG
Molecule: messenger RNA, 1476 nt
Organism: Penicillium subrubescens
Lineage: Eukaryota; Fungi; Ascomycota; Eurotiomycetes; Eurotiales; Aspergillaceae
Product: FAD-binding oxidoreductase
Exons: 1
Coding region: 1-1476 (491 amino acids)
Molecular function (GO): FAD binding; oxidoreductase activity
Source: RefSeq, a predicted model, not a curated record